Molecule: messenger RNA, 1242 nt
Organism: Portunus trituberculatus (swimming crab)
Lineage: Eukaryota; Metazoa; Arthropoda; Malacostraca; Decapoda; Portunidae
Product: peptidyl-prolyl cis-trans isomerase 6-like
Exons: 7
Coding region: 226-1242 (338 amino acids)
Biological process (GO): protein peptidyl-prolyl isomerization; protein folding
Cellular component (GO): intracellular membrane-bounded organelle
Molecular function (GO): peptidyl-prolyl cis-trans isomerase activity
Source: RefSeq, a predicted model, not a curated record
GCGGCGAGGGGUGCUGGACGUGCAAUACUUCUCUCACUCUCCUAUUCGAUUAUUCAACUUCAUAUUUUCUCUGUUCUGGGAUAAGUGACCGACGCUGCUCGUACCAUCCUCCCCAGUGUUCACCAAAUACAGACAAAGAUAAAAAGCACAAAGAAGAGAGGGAGAGAGAAGGGAGGGAAGGCUCUGAACUCUGUUUCAUCAGUGCUUGCGAAGUGAAGCGUCAAAAUGAGGUUCCGAUUCCCCGAAAUCACUAUUACGCGACUAUUUAUAUGGAUCGUCACUGUGCCGACGAUCUAUGUCUUCCUUAUGGUGGCGUACAUGCAUUCUGAUAGCCGUGACUUCAAGGUGACUCAGGAAGUAUAUUUCUUAGUUGAGAGGGACGGGAAGCCUUUGGGUGAGAUGGUGUUCGGUCUGUUCGGCGAGGCGGCUCCGCGAACCGUCAGGAACUUCGUCACUUUCGCCACCAAAGGUUACAAAGGCAAGAAGUACCAAGGCUCCAAGUUCCACCGGGUUGUCAAGAAGUUUAUGAUUCAAGGUGGGGACGUGGUGAGCGGGGACGGCAAAGGCAGCCUUUCCAUCUACGGUGAGACCUUCGCUGACGAGAAGAUGGAGAUCAAUCACUCCACCCAAGGAAUGCUCAGUAUGGCUAACAAAGGACCAAACACUAACGGCUGUCAGUUCUUCAUCACCACCAUCGCCACGCCCUGGCUUGACGGGCACCACGUGGUCUUUGGAAAGCUGGUGAAGGGAGAAGAGGUUAUGCGAGAGAUCGAGAACACGGCAACAGACUGGCAGGACCGCCCCUUGAAAGACAUUGUCAUCUCUAAAUCUGGCAGACGACCUUUUGUUGAGGCGUAUUACAUCAGCAAUAACCCUUACAAUUUACGCGACUGGAUGAAGACGAUGACCCUUCCUAUCGGCUCGGUUGUUGUUCUAAUCAUAGUUUACCAUAAGUGCAUAAAGAUAUUCGACGCAGCUAGUGGUGAUGACGACGACAAGACCAAGAAGGCGAAGAAGGAAACAGAGAAAGCAAAGAAAACUGCAGAAAAGAAACGUAAAUCCAGAAAAGAGGAAGGAAAUGAAACAGAGGAGGAAACCAUGGCUAUUGAAACAGAGGGAGAAGAAGAACAGGAGGAAGAAGAGAAGGUAGGAGAGGAAACGGAAGGACUACCCAAGAGUCUUAGAUUGUUCUGGAUGAAGGCAAUAACAGCAGCAGUAGCAGCAGCAUCUGUGUGGGACUGA